Varanus komodoensis (Komodo dragon) is the source of this 886-nucleotide messenger RNA. It is a transcript of the gene TXNL4A, whose product is annotated as thioredoxin like 4A. Bases 176 to 604 code for a protein of 142 amino acids. NCBI's taxonomy places the organism in Eukaryota, Metazoa, Chordata, Lepidosauria, Squamata, Varanidae. Gene Ontology annotation, cellular component: U4/U6 x U5 tri-snRNP complex; U5 snRNP; spliceosomal complex. Gene Ontology annotation, biological process: mRNA splicing, via spliceosome. The record is from RefSeq and is a predicted model, not a curated record. The transcript has 4 exons.
GCGUGUGUAUUUUGAGCCCUGUGGGCCAUGCGUGUGUAUUUUGAGCCCUAUCCGCUCGCCGUUGGAUGCUUCUCCGGUUUCUUGGUUCGCGAGCGCGCACGUGCCUCCCGCGGCCGUUGCGGAGAGCCGAUGCAGUUGUGGUUUCUCGGCGGUUGAUCUUCCACACAUUUUGAAAAUGUCAUAUAUGCUUCCACAUUUACACAAUGGCUGGCAAGUGGACCAGGCCAUUCUUUCGGAAGAAGAUCGAGUAGUGGUCAUUCGCUUUGGGCAUGAUUGGGAUCCAACGUGUAUGAAGAUGGAUGAAGUUUUAUAUAGUAUUGCUGAAAAAGUGAAAAAUUUUGCAGUUAUUUAUCUGGUGGAUAUCACAGAAGUUCCAGACUUCAACAAGAUGUAUGAAUUAUACGAUCCCUGUACUGUCAUGUUCUUCUUCAGGAACAAACACAUAAUGAUUGAUUUGGGAACAGGUAACAACAACAAAAUUAACUGGGCAAUGGAAGACAAGCAAGAAAUGAUUGACAUCAUAGAAACAGUUUAUAGAGGAGCACGUAAAGGUAGAGGUCUUGUUGUGUCACCCAAAGACUACUCAACUAAAUAUAGAUAUUGAUACAUACAAAUUCACCUUCUUAAACUUCGUAAAUUCAAUCUUUGUAUAAAGUAUUUCUUGCUUACACCUCACUGUGUAUGUCUUUUGAAUUUAACGUGUUACCUCAUUUUCUUGGGGAGAUGCUAAAACCUAUUUGAUUUUAGAAAUAGUUGUGUGUUACUUUUACAUGUUUUAAUUUCCAAUGUUUUGCAGAAGACUAUUUUUAUACUAUGAUUCUGUUUUUGAUAGACAAGUGGAUAUAGCUAUUAGUUAUGAAACAUAAUAAAUGCAUCUGAGAAUAUA